This is a messenger RNA of Cyprinodon variegatus (sheepshead minnow), 4416 nucleotides long. It is a transcript of the gene c2cd4c, whose product is annotated as C2 calcium-dependent domain containing 4C. The coding region runs from base 230 to 1489 and encodes 419 amino acids. The transcript has 2 exons. NCBI's taxonomy places the organism in Eukaryota, Metazoa, Chordata, Actinopteri, Cyprinodontiformes, Cyprinodontidae. The record is from RefSeq and is a predicted model, not a curated record.
UUGGUCAAUCCCAGCUUCUGGGGCUUCCAUAAAACGCGCAACAGGAGCAACAGGAGCGGAGAGGGAGCGUCAGGGCGCAGAGCAGCCGCGCCGCGGAGCGCACAUCACGGUCCAGAGAAAACACCUGUUACUGCAGGACUGGGCGCUAAAAGCAGGACGGAGACGCUCUUCAAUAAACCUAGGUUCCUGAGUGAGACCUGCUCUCCUCCUCCCACUGUCUGGUGGGAAAAUGUGGGUUCUGGAUAAGAUCCGUGGCUCGGUGGAGACGGGUAUGCUUAGACAAGGAGACAAUGGUGACAGGAAGGCUGUGGCUCCAGCUUACAGCAAUGUGCUCACUCCCGACAAGAUCCCAGACUUUUUUAUCCCUCCAAAGCUGGUCAGCUGCCCCUCAGACCCCGAGGCUCCCGGCAUCAAGCCUAAAGAGGGGCUGCAUCCUUCCACAUCUGAGCAAACUAUCAGCACCAACAGGAAGAUCAGCAGUCCAAGGAGCCCUCGGCUGGUGGCUAAGAUAGCAGGAGACACAAAGAACCUGCUGAGAGCGGCGAACCGCCACAUCAUCCAGAUAGAGAGUGCUGAUGACGUCGUGGCUGGGGACACCAAUGCAGACCCCCAGUCCCAGACAGCCAUGUCCCUCCCAUACGUUCCUAAGACUCAGACAUCUUAUGGCUUCGCCACCCUAAAAGAGAGCCCCCACACUCGGCGCAAAGAGUCCCUAUUUCACUGCGAGCUGACCAGUCCAAUCACUUCCCCAAACACCCAGAGGAAGACUCCAGGGAAGGGCAGCGAGACAGGGAACCGCCUGACCCCUGCUGACUGCAACACCUCCCACAUGAACCCUUACCGUUACUUCAGUGGCGGAGAAAGUGACACCUGCUCUUCUGCGGAAUCAUCUCCCUUCAGUUCUCCGUUGCUGUCCCGCUCUGCUUCGCUUCUCAAGAUCUUCACCCAUGAAACACAGGCCAAAGUGGUGAAAGCCAAGCGGACGCUGGCUCGCCACAGCUCCCUGUCCACAGACGAGUGCAGCUCGGCAGAACCCAGUCCCAACAUCCAGCGACGUCUCAGAAUCCCGUCCCUUCACGGCGCGGCUGGAGCAUCUGACCACGGCCUCCAGCGGGAGCACACCAUCAACCUGCACAAGGGAGGCACAUUAAGGAUCAGCGUCAACCAUGACUCCACCACGUCACGCUUGCUCAUUCGUGUUCUGGUGGCUGAGAGUCUGUACGACAAAAGCGUUGACAUCAAAAGCAUCAACUGCUGUGUGUCGGUGUACCUUAACCCGGGCAAGCUGCAGAAGCAGAGAAGCAACAUUAUUAAGAACAGCCGCAACCCCGUCUUCAAUGAGGACUUCUUCUUUGACUCCAUUAGCUCUGCUCAGGUGAAGAACCUUUCGGUUAAGUUCAAGGUGGUGAACAAGGGCACCAGCCUGAAGAGGGACACGCUGCUCGGCGAAAGGGAAGUUCCUCUGGCGAAGCUGCUCUCUGGACUCUAAAGCCACAGGAGAGGGAGUUUAAAGGGAUAAUUUGGGAUUUUUAAAGAGAGAUUCAGGUGAAAGCUUACACUCAUUUUUCCUCUGACCUACCAUGGAUAACUGUUGGCAUCUGAAUUAACUUUGAAUUUAUAACCACUGGUCGUGGCAGCUGAUGCUAAAUGCUAAAAAACCGAAAUGGACUCCUACUGUCUGAAAACAACUCUGGUUUCCAAACAAUUUGUUUCAAAACACAAUCAUUUUAAUCUCCUUUAUUUAGAGAGACAUCUAUACUUACAUUUUGUGGAAAGAAAUCAAGGGAGUAAACCAGCAAUGAUCUGUAUGAAACAUAACCCCCCAAAAAAGCAGAAAAACACACAAAAAAACCAUAAAUAAUUUCAACUAAUUCAUUGAUUUCUACACUGAAGCAGUCGCUGUCAUUAAUGCUUCAUUAAUGUUAAGGUUCAGGAUUAGUUGUUCCUUUAUUCAGAUGCUUCUAACCUUAACCAUUACUAGCUGUUAGCCUCAGCCUAUGAGACUAACUAAUCUGGAUGUAUAAUAAAUGAAGACACAUACAGAAUUAUUUACUACAACUAAGAUUUAUGCUGCUUGUAACCUUUUAACAAAAUCUCCCUUUGGAUAUCCCAGACUGUUGCUUUAAAACUCAAAGGAUUGUGGCUAAAACUCUACUUUUGUGUUUGCACUGUUUUCUCAAUGACUGUAAGCAUGGAGAAUGUAAGAAGGAGAAAGGUUUAGAAAACAACCUGCCGAAGGUCUGCUGAGGUUCUUUUUCUGAUAAUUUAUUCCCAUUUAACCAAACUGGACUCCAACAGCCACAGAUGAAUGUGACAGAAUAAAGCUCUCCAUUCUGAGCACGUUUCCUGGCGUCCUGAGCCAGGUCCUCCUGGUUCAAAGGUUGAAUGGCACCUGUGCGUCAGCCCGUCUCCCGUCCUCCACCUCCGACGUGCUCGUAAUGGAUUUAUUAUUGUAAUGUGGCAGAAAUCCGCAGCAGCGCAGGAUUUUUUACAUGAGCUCCACCAUCUGCCACACAGAGAUGCUUUUGUGAAUGAGUGCGUGCUUUGAAGCGGCCCCAGAUCCUGAUGUGCAAAUGAUCCUUUGAUCUACAGGGGGAGGGCAAGGAGCGAAAGGAACAGUCACAUUUACAUGCACAUCAAAAAUGGAAUUUCAAUAUGAUUGAUUAAGCAAAAGACUGCAAUAAUCUAAAACGCUGAAAAUUAGAAAUGUUGCAAUCAGCAGGUAUCUGUAAGCAGAUGCAUGGUUUUGAGCUUAAAUUGCUUUGUGGAUAUUUUUAUAUAAAACUACACAGCUUACUUACUCUAAUCCUCGUUUUCAUCAGUACACCUCAAUCUGAAUGUUGCUUUCGCGGACUAAAGCCAAGAAAGAGUUAAAAGAAAAAACAUAACAGUUUUAUACCAUGUUGUUUUGAUCCAAUUAUUGAUGUAGCAUUAUCAGUUUUUCCUUCUUUUUUUAAGCUAAAUCUGAGCAAGACAGUUUGAGUAUAACUAUAAAUUAUCUGCAUAAAGCUUAAAAUUCAUAAAUCUUUCAGGUGAAUCAUGCCACAACAUACCUCCUUUCUCUAAUAUACAGGCGUUACCAAAAUAAAACCCUUCGAGAUAUGUCUGGGAAGAGUGUGGGGAAAAAAAAGCAAAAACAUGAAAUAAUGAAGACGACACUUUAGGGGCAAAUCUUCAGUUUUGAUAAUCAAAACUUGUCAGUAUAAUUAGUUUUUUUCUCCAAAACUGAUUUUGAGAUGCUUGUUUAAAAAUCCAUUUGGAGGCUCCCAGCACAAAUUUUGAUUAUAUUAUGUUUUGACAAUCUGAGACUUUACUCCCUGCAUAAAAAAUUUAAGUGUAAGAAGUAGGUACUAUUAAUCUGAAAUGGAUUAAUUUCAUUUUAAAUGUGCCAUUAAAGAGAGAAAAAUAUUUUUAAAAGCCAAAAGAUAACCUAAUGAGUAACAUAUCAAAUUGGUGUUGGGUUGUAUCAUGAAGGUUAAGUUCUAAAGCAACAUAAAAAGUCAGAUUUCAAUGCUUUUAUCAUCCUCACUGGUCAGGGGUCAGAAUAAAUGCUCACAUUUUACAAGUUAACCAGUAAACAGUGUUGUUGCUUUUGUCUUUGCAAGAGUUUUUGCCUACAGGUCAGCUGUUACAGGAAAUGAGACACAUCAAAAAGCCUGAGUAAAGCUUGAAUAAUAUUAAUAUUUCAUAUAAAUCAGGCAGAUUUUAGGCUUUUUUGUCAAAUCUAAAAAAAAAAACUACUGUGUGAAUCUAUCGCACUAACUGGCGUCUCUUCUAAGGUUGUAUUCUUUGCACAUAUUAGUUCAUAACAUAAGAACAAGCAGAUAUCUGCAGAAUACAUGUAGCAAAAAUGAAGCCUUAAUAUUUCUAUACCGUGAAAUAUUGUAAUAACCACACCAUUUAAACACAUGCUCUACAUAAAAGCAUAGCCCUUAAAAUAAAGCAUCUAAUUGGGCUUCUUGAGAAAUAUACGACAAGUCAUGAUAUGUCUGACAGAGAGCAUUAGAUAUGCAGCAAACAUAUCUUAAAAUUAUUCUCUCAACCACAAUUUUUUUUCUCAGCAGAAACACUCAGCAGAGCAUUUAGGCCCAAUAACAAAUUUAGCCCAGCUUUUAAAAUCUAGCAAGCUUAUUAAAUGCAGCUGACACAAUCAGGAUCUCUGAUUGUUUUGCCAAAACAAAAGAACUAGCGUUCAAUUUAAAUGAUGAAGGUAAAAGCGUGCACUCUUGCAACAUUAAAAGUUAGUUUAUGAUUCUAAAGGCAGAAAAUAAAAAGGAUGCAUUUAUGCUUGAUCAUAGAAGAGCAAUAUAUAGAACGUCCAGCUCAGAUUAUAUCAUAGCUGCUAUAAAAUAUCUUCAACAGAAUCUUAUCCUCUGCUCUUUCAUUAAAUUGUCUCUGUCAAGAAUAUGUUCUAAA